GGGGCGGCGGCAGUGCGCUCGGAGCCCAUGGAGGCAGCGGGGCCGCAGGCGACAGCGCUCCCCGCGGGGGAGCCGCAGGCGGGAGCCGAGGAGAUUGACAUGUCUCUGGAUGACAUCAUCAAACGCCACAGGAAUGAGCAGCCAGAUGCCAGCACCGCGGGGGAUGGGCAAAGGCAGGCGGUGAAGAGCAGGAACUCGGCGUACGGGUACGGGCGGCCCCGCUUCCGCGCCUGGACGCAGAGGAGUCCGCAAGGACCUAAAGGUUUCAGAAGAGGCUUUGGACAGCAGCAGUUCAGUGGGAGGCAGUUCAGGAAUGCAGUGCCCAGGCCCAGGAGAAAAGCAGCAGCUGCCUUCAGUGGAGUCAGCCCUUUGAAUCGCCAGGUAUCAGCUCAAGAGGACAGGAACAACGAUGCCUUUGCCAAGAGCAGCAGCGGUGGGCAGCCAGAGGGACGGCGACGGCCACCCCCGGGCCCCAAGAGAUUCGGUGCCGCUGCUGCCAGCACCCAGGCCUCAGGGAGAAGGGGACCAGGCUUCCAGCAGAAGCGGAUGCAGCAGCGGUUCAACAAAGCCAACUUUCAGAGAGGGCAGAUGGAUGCUAACGGCCAAGCGAAACCAGUGAGGCUGAGAAGGUGGAAGGUGAAGCCCAGCCCUGCAGCGGUCCUGACGGUUUCUGUGGCUAAUCCCCAGGCAGGCCAGAGCGGCACGCCUGGGUACCAGCGCCCGUUCCUGCGAAGCCAGAGGCCCCCUCCGCGGCUGGCCAAGCCCCAGCCCAAGGGGGUGCUGCUGAGGUUCAACUUCCGUGCCAUGGCCAACCAGGUAGAGGACUGUCAAUGGGCCAGGAGGCACCUUGCAGCCUGCAGCAGCCCUGCCACUAAGCUGCUAACACCACGCUCAGGUUUUGGGGGCUGCCAGCUGGGUCUGUGUAGCGUGACCCAGCGGGAGGGCCCUGCCACCGCCCUGGCCGGGCUGCUCACACAACUGAAGGCACCUGAGAAGACUGUUCAGCAGCUACAGACUCAGCCCAGUUUCCCACCCUCUGUUGGCCCCUCUUGGCCUGCCCCUGUGCUUGCUCAGAGCUGGGAGAUGCUGCUUGUGAGCGCUCCUGGGCAGGGAAACUGUUUUACUGUCAGUGCUCCCCACUUGCCCGAGACACAUUCUAGGCUUUGCUCUCUCUUUGCUCUGGUGACCUUCUUGGUGCCAGCCAAGUGUGGUCCAAGAGCCCUGGGGGCAGGCCAGAGAUCUUCCUCCACCAUCUUCGGGGACGGCGUUUGUUACCUGGACAGCUUGGUUGUACUGGGUGCCUUGUGCCGGAAUGCCACCUGCUUGCUCCUUGCUCGUGCCAAGGACGCCCAGUGCCUAGGUGCUGGGUGCCGCUGGGAGGUGUGCCAGCCUGCUGAGCUCCUUGCCUCCGUGUGCUGAGUGGUGCAGUGACUAACCGGCUGCCAAGCAGCGUCCUGGCCCGCGGGCUCUAAUCCGUGCCCUGGCCCGGGGCACGGCACUGACUGGCUCUCCUUUCCCUGCAGACCAGCCUGACGCUGGAUGAGAGGUUCUCUGGGCUGAGGAACCGGCGGCGCUUCCCGGCGGCCCGCAGCUCCGGCCGGACGGUCACCAUGGCCUAGCAGCGCU
This is a messenger RNA of Dryobates pubescens (Downy woodpecker), 1626 nucleotides long. RefSeq names its product UAP56-interacting factor. Gene Ontology annotation, molecular function: mRNA binding. The record is from RefSeq and is a predicted model, not a curated record. Bases 28 to 1419 code for a protein of 463 amino acids. The transcript is spliced from 8 exons. Lineage: Eukaryota; Metazoa; Chordata; Aves; Piciformes; Picidae. Gene Ontology annotation, biological process: mRNA export from nucleus.